AACAACUAUUUCUGGUGGUUUAAUUCAUUUUUUUAAAUAAUGAAGUCACAGCUUUCAUAUUUGGCUGCUUCCACACUCACUGUGUAUGAUCUUCACGUAGGCCGAUGAACAUUUCGCAACCUAAGUCUAAGAUAAUACAAGCUGAAAACCCUUAUAGCUAAUUUAUUUUUCAGCAAUCAAUAGGCUGGAGGUUAGGCUCGAGGAACAGGGCUGCAUGCCGUAUCUCAUGCCGUAUAACAUCUGGUGUCUACGCAUAAACAAUAGGGAUUUGGUUGAAAAAAGAGCAGAAUAUUAUAUCUGUGUUAUUUGUUUUUUUGGCCGGUUGCAGGAAGUCAGGAUGAGUUAAGAGGAACACGAAUGCUUGCCCUUGAAGCAAGAGGAAGCAGGAUUUUUUAGUAAACGUAAGCUAAUUAAAGCACACAGGUCAUACAGUAGCCACAGAACUAGAAUAAUACCUAUGGAAUCUUGGUGACCACUUCUCACCUCAACCACUACUACUCCACAUCCCUUUUCUUCUUUAGGUAGCUGCAAUUCAAGUUUUGAGAAUCCUGUGAGUAAUUGAGGAUUAGAUUAAUAUCCCGAGGUUUCAUGCUAUGGCUGUCGAGAACGGGAGAAGUCGUGAUAAGAGUAUGGAUAAGGCCAGCACAUCAAAAAGCGAGGAGGUAGAGGAGAAAAGUUCUGCCGGAAAUGGGGACCAACAGAAGCAAAAGAAGAGCGAAGGAGAUGAGGAAACUAAAACAGUUCCAUUUAUCAAGCUCUUUUCAUUUGCGGAUUCUAAAGAUAUCUUUCUGAUGAUCCUUGGGACGGUUGGCGCUAUUGGAAAUGGAGCAUCCUUGCCAAUUAUGUCAAUACUGUUCGGAGAUCUGAUCAAUUCUUUUGGAAAAAACCAGAAUAAUAAAGAUGUAGUGGAUUUGGUUUCAAAGGUGUCUCUCAAAUUUGUCUACUUGGGAGUUGGUUCUGCUGUAGGUUCAUUUCUCCAGGUGGCUUGCUGGAUGGUCACAGGAGAGAGACAGGCUGCACGGAUAAGGGGUACGUAUUUGAAAACUAUACUGAGACAAGAUGUUGCCUUUUUCGACAAGGAAACAAACUCUGGAGAGGUUGUUGGUAGAAUGUCUGGUGACACUGUUCUUAUACAAGAUGCUAUGGGUGAAAAGGUCGGGAAAUUUAUACAGCUAGUAUCAACAUUCAUUGGAGGCUUUAUAAUAUCAUUUAUCAAAGGCUGGCUUCUUACUCUUGUCAUGUUAUCCUCCAUUCCCCUGCUUGUGAUAGCUGGUGCAGGAUUGUCCAUCAUGAUAGCUAGGAUGGCAUCUCGUGGCCAAACUGCUUACACUAAGGCAGCGUCUGUAGUAGAACAGACUAUUGGCUCAAUCAGAACUGUUGCAUCAUUCACUGGGGAGAAGCAAGCCAUAAGUAAUUACAAGAAAUUUCUUGUCACUGCUUAUAACUCUGGUGUUCAAGAAGGCUUGGCUGCUGGAGUAGGUCUUGGCAUUGUUAUGUUAGUAGUGUUCUGUAGCUAUGCUUUGGCAGUAUGGUUUGGUGGAAGGAUGAUUUUGGAAAAAGGAUAUACCGGGGGUGUUGUGAUUAAUGUGAUUGUUGCUGUGUUGACCGGUUCCAUGUCUCUAGGGCAGGCAUCUCCUUGUAUGAGUGCAUUUGCAUCUGGUCAAGCUGCAGCUUAUAAGAUGUUUGAGGCUAUCCAUAGAAAGCCAGAUAUAGAUGCCUCCGAUACAAGGGGAAAGAUAUUGGAUGACAUCAGAGGAGAUAUAGAGUUGAGGAAUGUAUAUUUCAAUUAUCCAGCUAGACCCGAUGAGCAAAUAUUUUCUGGAUUCUCUCUUUUCAUCCCAAGUGGAUCAACUGCAGCCUUGGUUGGACAAAGUGGAAGCGGAAAGUCAACGGUGAUCAGUCUGAUAGAGAGAUUCUAUGAUCCACAAGCUGGUGAAGUUCUCAUAGAUGGCAUUAACCUCAAAGAGUUUCAGCUCAAAUGGAUUCGGGAGAAAAUUGGUCUUGUCAGCCAGGAACCUGUGCUGUUCACGUCCAGCAUUAAGGAUAACAUUGCAUAUGGAAAGGAUAUGGCAACUACCGAAGAGAUAAGAGCUGCAGCUGAACUUGCCAAUGCUGCUAAAUUCAUCGAUAAACUACCUCAGGGAAUAGACACCAUGGUUGGUGAACAUGGAACUCAGCUGUCUGGUGGACAGAAACAGAGAAUUGCAAUUGCAAGAGCCAUCCUGAAAGAUCCGCGAAUUUUACUUUUGGAUGAAGCUACAAGCGCUCUUGAUGCAGAAUCUGAAAGGAUAGUGCAGGAGGCAUUAGACAGGAUUAUGGUGAAUCGAACAACUGUAAUUGUUGCCCACCGUUUGAGCACUGUGAGAAACGCAGAUAUGAUUGCUGUUAUUUACCGUGGGAAGAUGGUGGAGAAAGGUUCACAUUCAGAACUGCUCAAGGAUCCUGAAGGAGCUUACUCGCAGCUUAUACGCUUACAAGAAGUGAACAAAGAGUCGGAACAAGAAGCAGAUGACCAAAAGAAGUCAGAUAUUUCGACCGAGUCCUUAAGACAUUCAAGUCAAAAAAUUUCACUGAAACGGUCCAUAAGUCGGGGAUCAUCUGAUUUUGGAAAUAGCAGUCGCCGCUCGUUUUCAGUGACAUUUGGUUUACCUACUGGAUUCAAUGCCCCUGAUAAUUACACGGAAGAAUUAGAAGCUUCUCCACAGAAACAACAAGCUCCAGAUGUCCCAAUCAGCCGCCUUGUUUAUCUCAACAAGCCGGAGGUUCCAGUGCUGAUUGCUGGAGCUAUAGCUGCAAUUCUCAAUGGGGUCAUAUUUCCGAUAUUUGGUAUACUAAUUUCCAGGGUGAUUAAAACAUUUUUUGAACCACCUCAUGAAUUGAGAAAGGAUUCGAAGUUCUGGGCGUUGAUGUUCAUGACCCUUGGCCUGGCAUCUUUUGUUGUGUAUCCGUCACAAACAUACUUAUUUUCGGUGGCUGGUUGCAAAUUAAUCCAAAGGAUCCGAUCUAUGUGUUUUGAGAAGAUGGUUCACAUGGAGGUUGGUUGGUUUGACGAGCCUGAGCACUCAAGUGGAGCAAUUGGUGCUAGGCUCUCAGCAGAUGCUGCAACAGUGCGUGGUCUGGUUGGAGAUUCUCUUUCCCAGUUGGUUCAGAACAUAGCAUCAGCGGUAGCGGGUUUGGUCAUUGCCUUUGUUGCAUGUUGGCAAUUGGCAUUUGUAAUCCUUGUACUACUUCCUCUAAUAGGACUCAAUGGAUUUAUUCAAAUGAAGUUCUUGAAAGGAUUCAGUUCAGAUGCAAAGAAAAUGUAUGAGGAAGCAAGCCAAGUUGCCAAUGACGCUGUUGGCAGCAUAAGAACUGUUGCCUCUUUCUGUGCUGAAGAGAAGGUGAUGCAACUAUACAGAAAGAAAUGUGAAGGUCCUCUGAGGACAGGAAUAAGGCAAGGGCUGAUAAGUGGAGCAGGAUUUGGAGUUUCUUUCUUCUUACUUUUUUCUGUCUACGCAACUAGUUUCUAUGUGGGAGCACAACUUGUCCAGCAUGGGAAAACAACUUUUGCAGAUGUUUUUCAAGUUUUCUUUGCUUUAACCAUGGCAGCGAUUGGGAUUUCUCAAUCAAGCUCCUUUGCCCCUGAUUCCUCAAAAGCCAAGGCUGCAGCUGCUUCCAUAUUCUCCAUUAUAGACCGAAAGUCGAAGAUUGAUUCAAGUGAUGAGUCGGGAACAACAUUAGACAAUGUGAAGGGAGAAAUUGAACUUCGUCACAUAGGCUUUAAGUAUCCAGCUAGGCCAGACAUUGAAAUUUUCCGAGACCUCAGCUUAGCUAUUCAUUCUGGCAAGACUGUUGCCCUUGUUGGAGAAAGCGGAAGUGGGAAAUCAACUGUGAUCUCGUUAUUGCAAAGGUUCUAUGAUCCCGAUUCAGGCCAUAUAACUCUUGAUGGAAUUGACAUUAAAAGUCUUCAACUUAAGUGGUUGAGGCAGCAAAUGGGGCUUGUGAGCCAAGAACCAGUUCUCUUCAAUGAAACAAUCCGCGCCAACAUUGCAUAUGGAAAGGAAGGCGAUGCAACGGAAGCGGAAAUUCAAGCUGCGUCGGAGCUAGCCAAUGCACACAAGUUCAUCAGUAGUUUGCAACAGGGGUACGAUACCAUUGUAGGGGAGAGAGGAAUCCAAUUAUCCGGUGGACAGAAACAAAGGGUGGCCAUUGCUCGUGCCAUAGUCAAAAGUCCCAAAAUACUUCUGCUGGAUGAGGCUACCAGUGCACUGGAUGCCGAAUCUGAAAGAGUGGUUCAAGAUGCCCUGGACCGAGUAAUGGUGAAUAGGACUACGGUCGUCGUCGCCCACCGAUUAUCUACAAUCAAGAACGCAGAUGUUAUUGCCGUGGUGAAAAAUGGAGUUAUCGUAGAGAAAGGCAAGCAUGAGACUCUGAUUCAUAUCAAAGAUGGUUUUUAUGCCUCCUUAGUGGCUCUUCACAUGAGUGCCUCAACUUCUUGAGUCACCACCUGCAAUAUUUCUGCCACCCCAUUUGUAGAAGUAUCAAAAAAAUAUCUCAGCAUCAGGUUGGCAUCAGAAAAAUAUCUCAUCAUCGCGGUAUGAUUUAUUUUUUUUAAAGUAUAAUUAAAUAAAAAAUAAUUAAAAGAAACUAAGUUAAUAAACUUUGUGGAGUCAAUGACCUGGUUUACAAGUUUGACAAGGUAACUGUGAUUUUCCCAGUUUACAGGUUUUGGAGGGUAUUUUUUUUUUAAUUGGACUUGAUUAUGUAAUUGUUUAUUUUUUUUUAUCAUAUAGUUAAAAAAAUAGUUUAGAAAAAAAACAUGUUAUCAAAUUUUAGAAAGUCCAUGAACCUUUUGACAUGGGUAUGUUGAGUUUAAUUUUUUUUUUAUAUAAUUUUAUUUUUUUGA
Molecule: messenger RNA, 4885 nt
Organism: Populus nigra (black poplar)
Lineage: Eukaryota; Viridiplantae; Streptophyta; Magnoliopsida; Malpighiales; Salicaceae
Product: ABC transporter B family member 4-like
Exons: 14
Coding region: 594-4478 (1294 amino acids)
Biological process (GO): transmembrane transport
Cellular component (GO): membrane
Molecular function (GO): ATP hydrolysis activity; ATP binding; ABC-type transporter activity
Source: RefSeq, a predicted model, not a curated record